Molecule: messenger RNA, 5422 nt
Organism: Erinaceus europaeus (western European hedgehog)
Lineage: Eukaryota; Metazoa; Chordata; Mammalia; Eulipotyphla; Erinaceidae
Gene: SFPQ
Product: splicing factor proline and glutamine rich
Exons: 14
Coding region: 118-2277 (719 amino acids)
Biological process (GO): regulation of DNA-templated transcription
Cellular component (GO): nucleus
Molecular function (GO): RNA binding
Source: RefSeq, a predicted model, not a curated record
GAGGACAAAGGCGGCGACACCGCCUGUGUCGUCCGCCAUCUUGUUGGAAGCAAGGUGGCCUCCAGGUUUCCUGAGCGUCUUCUCCGCUUCUGCCUCGACCGUCCCUUGAUCUCAGACAUGUCUCGGGAUCGGUUCCGGAGCCGCGGCGGUGGCGGUGGCGGUUUUCACCGGCGCGGAGGAGGCGGUGGCCGUGGCGGGCUUCACGACUUCCGCUCCCCGCCUCCCGGCAUGGGCCUCAAUCAGAACCGCGGACCCAUGGGCCCCGGCCCAGUCCAGGGUGGACCGAAACCUCCCAUCCCGCCACCGCCUCCCCAUCAACAGCAGCAGCAGCCGCCGCCGCAGCAGCCACCGCCACAGCAGCCGCCGCCGCUGCAGCCGCCGCCGCUUCAGCCGCCGCCGCUUCAGCCGCCGCCGCAGCCGCAGCAGCACCCGCCGCAGCCGCUCCCGCCGCAGCCGCUCCCGCCGCAGCCGCCCCAAGACUCGGCGAAGCCUGUCGUUCCUCAGGGGCCCGGUACGGCUCCCGGGGUAGGCAGCGCCCCUCCGGCCUCCGGCUCGGCGCCGCCCGCCACUCCUCCGGCGUCUGGGGCUCCUGCAGGCCCAGGGCCCACCCCGACUCCGCCGCCCGCCGUCACCUCGGCGCCCCCCGGGCCUCCGCCGCCAGCGCAGCCGAGCAGCGGGGUUCCCACCACGCCUCCGCAGACCACAGGCCCGCCGCCUCCCUCCGCCGGAGGUCCGGGGCCCGGGCCCAAGCAGGGGCCAGGACCGGGCGGCCCUAAAGGCGGCAAGAUGCCUGGCGGGCCGAAGCCCGGCGGCGCCCCAGGCUUGAGCACGCCUGGCGGCCAUCCCAAGCCGCCGCACCGAGGCGGCGGGGAGCCCCGCGGCGGCCGGCAGCACCACCCGCCCUACCACCAGCAGCACCACCAGGGCCCCCCACCCGGCGGACCAGGCGGGCGAACCGAGGAGAAGAUCUCCGACUCGGAGGGAUUUAAAGCGAACUUGGCUCUCUUGAGGAGGCCCGGAGAGAAAACUUACACUCAGCGUUGCCGGUUGUUUGUUGGGAAUCUGCCUGCUGAUAUCACAGAAGAUGAAUUCAAAAGACUAUUUGCUAAAUAUGGAGAACCAGGAGAAGUUUUCAUCAACAAAGGCAAAGGAUUCGGUUUUAUUAAACUUGAAUCCAGAGCUUUGGCUGAAAUUGCUAAAGCUGAACUUGAUGAUACACCCAUGAGGGGUAGACAACUUCGAGUUCGUUUUGCCACACAUGCUGCAGCCCUGUCAGUCCGUAAUCUUUCACCUUACGUUUCCAAUGAACUCUUGGAAGAAGCCUUUAGCCAGUUCGGUCCUAUUGAAAGAGCAGUUGUAAUUGUGGAUGAUCGUGGAAGAUCUACAGGGAAAGGCAUUGUUGAAUUUGCUUCAAAACCAGCUGCAAGAAAAGCAUUCGAAAGAUGCAGUGAAGGUGUUUUCUUACUGACAACAACCCCUCGUCCAGUUAUUGUGGAACCACUUGAACAGUUAGAUGAUGAGGAUGGUCUUCCUGAAAAACUUGCACAGAAGAAUCCAAUGUAUCAAAAGGAAAGAGAAACCCCUCCUCGAUUUGCUCAGCAUGGCACAUUUGAAUAUGAAUAUUCCCAGCGGUGGAAGUCCCUGGAUGAAAUGGAAAAACAGCAACGAGAACAAGUUGAAAAAAACAUGAAAGAUGCAAAGGACAAAUUGGAAAGUGAAAUGGAAGAUGCCUAUCAUGAGCAUCAGGCAAAUCUUUUGCGUCAAGAUCUAAUGAGGCGCCAGGAAGAACUGAGGCGAAUGGAAGAACUUCACAAUCAAGAAAUGCAGAAACGUAAAGAAAUGCAGUUAAGGCAGGAGGAGGAGCGACGUAGAAGAGAAGAAGAGAUGAUGAUUCGUCAACGUGAAAUGGAAGAACAGAUGAGACGCCAAAGAGAGGAAAGUUAUAGCCGGAUGGGCUACAUGGAUCCAAGAGAAAGAGACAUGAGAAUGGGUGGUGGAGGAGCAAUGAACAUGGGAGAUCCCUAUGGUUCAGGAGGCCAGAAAUUCCCACCUCUAGGUGGUGGCGGUGGCAUAGGUUAUGAAGCUAAUCCUGGAGUUCCACCAGCAACCAUGAGUGGUUCCAUGAUGGGAAGCGACAUGCGUACUGAGCGCUUUGGGCAGGGAGGUGCGGGACCUGUGGGUGGACAGGGUCCUAGAGGAAUGGGGCCUGGAACUCCAGCAGGAUAUGGUAGAGGGAGAGAAGAGUAUGAAGGCCCAAACAAAAAGCCCCGAUUUUAGAUGUGAUAUCUUGGCUUUCAUUCCAGUUUGUUUUUGUCUUUUCUUGUUUAGAUACCAAUCUUUUAAAUUCUUGCAUUUUAGUAAGAAAGCUACCUUUUUAUGGAUGUUAGCAGUUUACUGACCUAAUAUUUGUAAAUGGUCUGUUUGGGCAGGUACAAUUAUGUAAUGCAGUGUUUGAAAUGGGAAUUUUUUUCUUUUUGGUUUUUUUUUUUUUAACUGUAUAAUGUCCCUCAAGUUAUGGCAGUGUACCUUGUGCCACUGAAUUUCCAAAGUGUACCAAUUUUUUUUUUUUACUGUGCUUCAAAUAAAUAGAAAAAAAAUAGUUAUAAUGUUGAUCUUCAACCUUGCCAUUCAUGCUUCUAUGCACAUUAGGCUAUACAUAUUCCACUUUGAAAGCAUGAGAGUAUUUAGACCUUCAAAUGGCAUAUGCCAUUUUUGGGAAAUAUUUGUAGGUUAAAUAUUGCUUUCCACAAAUAAGUAUCCCCCUUGUUUUAAAAAUGCAUAUUGAAGUAGUUUGAUUUAUUUGGCAUUACAGGAAGCAAGCUGGUGCUAAGUAUUUUUAAAUGGUUCUGUAAGCAAAGCUGAACUGUAAACCUUCAGGAAUGUGUAUUAAGAUUAUGGAAUGGGUGUAAGAUUAUUGAUAGGGGAGAAAGUGGGUAUAACUAAAUGGCUCUUCGAUGGCCUUUGAUCUAACCUUUCCUUCAAAGAUUUUGAAGUAGAGAAGACCAUGUUGUUGCAGUCCUUCCUCCAUCCUUGUUUUCUAAAAGAACAAGUCCCAAGCCCUAUCAAUGGCUUGUAUCCAACUUUCAUAUUUGAAUUAAAGAUUGUUAAACAUGAAGUCUUUUCAUUCAUGUAUUACUUCUAGUGAUUUCUAGAGAUGGGAGUUAAGUCUUAAAAAUUCUACUUGAAAUGGUGUUUCAGUAACCAUGAUGAAGGAGGUAUAGCUAGAAUAGAAGUUCUUGUAACUUUUGUAUCUCUUCGUGUUACUUCUGCUGGGCAAAUUUGUAGGGCCUUAAAAAUAUAUUUUUCUAAGAGGAAGUUGGGGAUUGUUAAUAGGUUGUAGAUGAGACCAUUCUCACUAUAAAUUUAACUUUUUUUAACCUGGAAAGUUUAUUUGGAGAGUUGCUCAUGCUACUCAGUACAAAUGUCCUUUUCUCCCACCAUAAAGUUUUGGAGUACUUCGAUGGUGUUGUCAGUUUGUGUCAACUUCAUUGAGGAAGCUUCCAUCAGAAUAUGAGACAUUUUGACUUAAUAUUAAAAGUAGAUUGUUAACUGUUGUCUUAGAGUAGAAACCUGCUAUUCCAGUGUAAAUACAUUAGUAGAGAAACAACAUAGUAGUAGAUACACUGAAUGUUUGGCUGUGUUCUUAGUUACACUUAAAAUCAAAUUUGUGUAUUAGUUUUCAUUAUGGAAUGGAACUUCUGCUAUGGUACUAAUUGGCAAAAAGUAAACUUCUAAAAUUAUGCUAAUAGUACUGAAGUUUAGUUUUAUGCCUGAGUAAAAAGACCUUUUGUUGAAAUCAAUUACACUUUUUUGCAUAGGAAACUGGAUAAUACUAAAAAGUAAGAUACUAGUAGAAUGGAAUAAAAGGCAUGUCACCAAAUUCCAGUUUUGUGACAGGUACAUGGUGAGCUAAUUAAGGGAGAGAAUCUCAUUUCUUCUUACCAAGGGAUUUUGAAUUAUGGAUAGCUACACUUGUAUCAAUGAGGAAUUACCAAGUCAAUUGGUGAUACAAAGGACAUUUUCUGUAUAGAAAAAAGAGUCUUGAUAAGAAAGGAGUCCAUUACAAUUUAACCAAAUUGUAUUAUAGGGACUCCAUGAAUAAGACAUGGGGUGUUCAUGGGACACCCAUAGAGGGUGAAUUUGAAUGUAUGGGGUGGGGGCUGGUGGGAGAUGGGGAAAUCUGCCUAUAAAAUUAAUGUUUCAGUUUAUUUUUCAGAUUACAUGCCUUUCUUUAUAAGGGAUGCUGGCACAGACCCCUAAAAUAAUCUUUUGGUAGCACUGUACCUUUGAAGAGUGGUGAAGGAUGCAUAAUCUCCUUACAGUUGUGGCUUUUCAUAGCCUUACUGUGGGCUGUAGAAUUGCUAAACAUUGUUUAGCAAAUAAUGUUGCUUGGUUUCAAGCUUUGACUUGAUUGAUCACUGUAAAUAGCAGUGUACCAAGGGAUGUAAGCUAUUCAAGUCUUGCAACGGACACAAAACUUUAAGCCUAAUGUGAAUUUAGGUCAGUUUUGAUAAGUUUGUUUGGGAAAGGGAUGGUAGUAUUUUUCAAGUAUUUUAGUCAUUUUUCCUUGUUUAAAGAAACCCCCAUUUCCUCCUCUUCAUUUCCUCAUAAUUUUGUGUUAAGAGGAAUACUGAUAGUUGUGUUAAACUUUUAAAGAACUGCAUUCUCUAAGAGUCUCUAGUGUAACUGUUCUAUUAGCUCACAGUAGUUAGUGAAACCACAAUCCUCUUAGAAUGCUAAGUUCUUGAAAACGUUUUAAACCUACCACUCUAUUUUAUAUCACUAACAUAAAGAGAUAGUUGGGAAGUUGUAAGGUCACACCUGUGCAGUGACACAUGGCAGAUAAAAAUUUAGAUACUUGGCUGUUCUUGGGCAAGCCACUAAGUUGUGAUGGAAUAUUUUCUGGUGUUCAUGGACUGCAAUUAUGCACUAUUAAAGUAGUGGCCUGCUACAUAACUGCGUUUAGCCAGCAUUUCUGCAGUGCGUAACUGUGAGGAACGUAGUACCGCAAAUGGCAAUGGACAUUAGGAUCCGGAUGUAGUAUUCCUGCUUGCUCCAAGAUUCUCAUUGCCGACUGCAUACAGGUAAGAAUAAUUGAUGUUGGCUGAUACGGAGUACUCACUAACUUGAAGUGGAUAAGAUUUUCAAGAAAUCACACAACAUGAGCCAGCCAAGAGGGAAGGUUAAGUUGAUGAACUGAGAAACUAUCUGGAGCAUUGUUCAGUUUUGGCUUGUGAUGGUGAUGAGGACUGAUGUUUGGAGCCUCCCGCUCUUCCUUUAAAAAAAAAGCUGCGGCUCAGUGCCUACACCACAAAUGCACUGCUCCUGGAGGAUGAGGUGACUAAAGAAAACCAGUGAGGAAGAGGACAGGAAUGAAUGAACAACCUACUUGUCAUUAUUAAUAAAACAUUUUAAAACUGUA